Messenger RNA from Zychaea mexicana, 2012 nucleotides. RefSeq lists its product as uncharacterized. Bases 27 to 1784 code for a protein of 585 amino acids. NCBI's taxonomy places the organism in Eukaryota, Fungi, Mucoromycota, Mucoromycetes, Mucorales, Lichtheimiaceae. The transcript has 5 exons. The record is from RefSeq and is a predicted model, not a curated record.
GCAUUUCCACAACGUACACAUAUCAUAUGGGUGGUUUCCACAAAUUUCUUAAAACAACGGUCCAAGCUUUCGAGCAACUCAAUCUUGAAGUGAAUAACCAUUUGCAACAACAACAACAAAGUCAUGCUCAAUCGUCGUCAGGAGCUCCUACAUCACAACAAACGCCUGCUGUACCAGCACGGCCACCCAACUACCCUGCACCAGCAGCGGCUCAACAGCAACACUACUACGAUCAGGCACCUUUUUCUCGUUUAGUUUAUCCAGGCCCCGAUGGUAAACUUGUAUAUCCUUCAUACAAUGAAAAAGGCGAUCGUAUACUCGACUUUUCGUCAGCCGGCUACAAUGAAGGUUGGACAGGAUUACCGGAAGGUAUUCAAGUUGUCAUGUCAUUGGAACCCUCUGGUGGACAAGAUGACGAUUCUGCACGCAUUCAACUAGCGCUUGACCAACUCGGUACCAUGCCUCCCUUUCAAGGCGGAAGUCCGUUUCGAGGUGCACUACAGCUUAACCGCGGCUACUACAAUCUUGCACAACCACUCGAGUUCCGAGUAUCCGGUGUCGUGUUGCAAGGCGAUCCCUCUGGUGGCACAGUUUUGGUUGGUACAAGUGACCCACUCACUACGCGUUGCUUGUUCAAGAUUGUUGGCGAGACGAAUGCAUAUACCAAACGCGUUCCCGUACAGGACGAAUAUGUACCUGUUGGUAGCAACAUAUUGACCGUGCGUGACAAGAAUCACUUUAAAGUGGGCGAUACCGUCAUGAUUGGAGUUGCGUUUAACGAUGCAUGGGUCAAAGCUGUGGGUAUGGAUGUGAUCCAUCCAAAAGGAAACACGAACAAAAACAAUGGAUGGAAAGCAGGUCGUUUUGAGCAUCAUCGUCGGGUGGUGCGCGUUGAUAAUGGUGGCACUCGGCUGACGCUGAACGAACCUUUGACUGCCAGUCUGUGCAAGCAGUAUGGCGGCGGCUUUGUCACAAAAUACGAAAACAAACGUGUUCAACAUGUCGGCCUGCAGUUCUUUGAAUGUCAAUUUCCCCAAAAUAAGGAUCGUGGACCAGAAGAAAUGAUGGCGCAGCAAAAGAAGCCUGUCAAAGAUUAUCGAUUUGCGGACGAAAUGUUUGAUCACUUGAUGGUAGCUAUGGAUAGUGCUGAAAACUGUUGGAUUCGUGCCGUACGCUCAGUAUGGUGGCGCAACUUUGCACGACUGGGAACCAACACAGUGGCCAUCACGCUGCAGGAAUGUCAUCAUACCUUUCCUAACCCUCCUCCGGGCCCAGAUAAACGAAAACCUUUGCCUCUUACUGGACAGUUUGCAUUUGAAUUAUCUGGCCAAUUGAUCCUGAUUGAUCGUUGCCAUGUCGAAUACAACUUCCAUGCCUACUCGUACAAGGGUCGUGUCCCAGGCCCUAAUGUGGUAUACCAGAGUAGCUGCGUUGCAAAGAAUGGCGAUGUAGGUCCCCAUAUGAAGUGGUCGACUGGACAGCUUUAUGACAAUUGUAAUAUUGAGGGCCAAAUGAUUAUUCAAGAUCGAUUCGAUGCUGGUUCAGGCCAUGGUUGGUCCGGUGCCAAUUCGGUUGUAUGGAAUACAGUAGCUCAUGGAGGCAUGGUUGUUCAAAAGCCUCCAACAGCACAUAACUUCCUAAUCGGAAGCUCCUCCAAGCGAGGCAAAGCUCGAAUGCCACAACACGAAUGGGCUUGGGAAGAACAUUCUGAUCAGAAAGUGAACCCUCCUAGUCUGUAUAUGACGCAACUCAGUGAAAGACGACAGCGUCUUCAGUCCUCAUAAACCCGCUGCUAGGCAUACUUUUAUGUUGCCAUUCUAAUAUUUAUCUUUGCUAUAUCUUACUAGAAAACGUGCUUUCAAUGCAUCGCUUCCCCUAUCUCGCAAUCACACUCAUUGCCGUGGCAAAAAACAGCUCACAACACUACGACAUUCCACCUCCAAUUACUGAAAAUUUUAUUUCUUGUAUUGUUAAAUACUCUUCCAAUUAAAAUUGAUGCCUGUAUAUUUACA